CAAUCCUUGGCCCCGUUGACACCACCGUCCGACGUCUCAUUGUCGCGUUGAAACUGCAUAUCUGCUCGUACGAUCGCUCAAGACCACGUGCAGUACAAUCGCAAUAUGGCCGACGACGACCAGCGGCUUGCGACCUCGAGGUCAGCGCCAGCCCUCCAUGCCUCCCCUUCCACAACCGAGGUGCCUUCUGAGAGUACCGAACCAGAGCCAUACCUGGUCCGCCACGGCUCUUUAGCCUUUCGGGCCCCGCGACGAAAAUCAACCCAAGACCGUCUCGAUGAGAUUCUCAAGGCUGCCCGCGAGAGGGCCGAAGCACUCGACAAUGCCAGUCCCGGUCUACAACAACAGCCUUUGCUAUCACCGCUAUCGCCUCGUACAACUGAGAUCACCGGAGUCGGCGAAGGUACACAACAAGGAAUCGUAACAAGCCAACCACUUAAUUACCAAAGUAUGGUACAAACACCAACAUCCAACUUGUCGGCGCGCAAAAGACAGACAGCAAGCCAAUCUGCCGCUCAUAGUCCGGCCGCACAAACACCAUUGACGCAUUCAAAUAACGAGGGCGAAGCUGGGAACGGGGCGGCCGAGCAUCAUCAACCGAGUAAAUGGAAGAAAAAGCUGGAAUAUUUCCAGAGCAUUGAGUUGGAAAAUAAGGGCAGCGUCGCUCGUGACCAUCUUGCUUUAGAACGAACAUUCCUCGCAUGGCUACGAACCUCAUUAGCGUUUGCCUCGAUAGGCAUUGCCAUCACUCAACUCUUCCGUCUCAACACAUCAUUAUCGGACGGUAACGACACUGCCCACCAGGCGGAAACACUAAGGCACCUGGGCAAACCGCUUGGCGCAACGUUUCUGGGUAUCAGUAUCUUGACGCUGUUUCUUGGAUAUAAGCGCUAUCUGCUUGGACAACAUUGGGUGAUAAAGGGCAAGUUCCCGGCCAGCAGAGGGACGAUUAUGCUGCUGUCGUUCAUUGCCUUGGCCGUGAUAGUAGCAUCGUUGAUAGUGGUGCUCGCGGUGCAGAGUGGCGUGGACGUACGAGGGUAGGAAGAGGUGUAAGGUGAGGCUUUGCUACGGGCAAGCUAGGCCCGUAACAAGAGCUGUGAAUCCCUGGACCGGACAUUUGCCAAUGCUGUCAGCGAUGCAACACCAUAACCGAAUGGCGAGGUGACACCGCUAACGACAGCCGCAUCAUUAAAGUCGCUA
Messenger RNA from Neurospora tetraspora, 1200 nucleotides. RefSeq lists its product as uncharacterized. The record is from RefSeq and is a predicted model, not a curated record. The coding region runs from base 106 to 1041 and encodes 311 amino acids. NCBI's taxonomy places the organism in Eukaryota, Fungi, Ascomycota, Sordariomycetes, Sordariales, Sordariaceae. The transcript has 3 exons.